Molecule: messenger RNA, 1460 nt
Organism: Glossina fuscipes
Lineage: Eukaryota; Metazoa; Arthropoda; Insecta; Diptera; Glossinidae
Product: transcription factor SPT20 homolog
Exons: 6
Coding region: 299-1264 (321 amino acids)
Source: RefSeq, a predicted model, not a curated record
UUCGAUUAUCUGCAUCAAGUCUUCGAUUAUGGAAAAUACCGACUAGCACGUACUAUCGAUGUUUCUACACGGAUCAUAGAUCGCUCAUAUAUUAACUCGAAAAUAUAUUUAUCUCUGACGGCGACUUAUGAAGAUUCUGCCCAGCGACCAUUGAAGUUUCCCAACACAUUCUAUAUAAUUGCAUGACUAUAUGCGAAAUCGGACACUAAGUGCAUCAUAAAUGUCUUAACGCUAAAGAUUAGGUCCAUGAGGGUUGCAGGUCGCGACAAAGUUUGGCCGCAUAAAAGAUGUAUAAUCGAUGAGCGAACGAAAAUUAACGAAAAACCUUAUGAUAUUGGAAGAUUUACGGCUGGAUGCAAGCCCAUCGGGGCCUACCAAACUGGCACAUCAAUUUUGGUUUUCUUAUCCGCCACCGGGCGCUGGCGGAGGCUCUUCUAACAGCAAAACAGCGCAAACGGACGAAGAGAAACAGCGCGAUCGUCAGCGUAGCGAACGCGAGGCUAAAAAGGAAGAACAAGACGCUUUAAAUUAUAAAAGAGAGAAAGAAGCACGUGAAGCACGUUUAUUAGAUUUAGAAAUACGUCGACAACAGGAGCGUGAAAAGAAAAAGGAAGAGCAAAAAAUAUUGCAUCAACAACAUCAACAGCAUCAUCAUCAACAACAACAACAACAGCAACAGCAACAGCAACAGCAGCAGCAGCAGCAACAGCAAAGCGAAAAAAGUCCACCAACUACAUCGGGUCAAGCUCAACAACAACAACAACAACAACAACAACAACAGCAACAGCAGCAGCAGCAACUAGACCAACAACAGUAUCAGCAGCAACAGCAACAGCAACAACACGAACAACAACAACAACAAAUUAGCCAACAAGCCCCACAAAUCCAACAAUCGAUUUGUGGCAGCAUUAGUGCUCCCACGCCCAUUAUACCGACACCACCUGAACGCGGUUUACCGCCAGCUUUCCGCAGCCGUUCUAUAGAGCGUGAAAUACUAUACGAACGCAAACGGUAUUCGGCCCCGGAGACAGCCGAAUCUAAGAAAGCGCUAAGCACGACACCAUCACCGCAGGCUAUAGCUGGACCGCCGCCUCCUACACCUUCGGUGGUGGCGGGCCCGCCGGCAACAGCAGCAGCUGCUACAGCUGCUAUAAUACCAAUUUUACCACUGGGAGUUGCCACGCUACGUGAUGACUCCACAGAAUCCGACCAAUCCGUGACCUGUUCACAGGCCCAGCCAGAUGCCUAUCAUCGCAUUAUGUAAGUAAAACAUAUCUUUCUUUACCCUUUAAUUUAAAAACAAACUCUAAAAGUCUUCUGCUUAAAAUCAACUCUUUUUUUUUUUUGGAAAAUUUAAGGUGAAAAGUAAAAAAUGAAACAAAAACGAAAAGGAGCAAAUUGCAGCAUUCUAAUAAAAUAUGCUCUUUCCAAAUUGAAUUUAAAUUAAACAAAAAAAAAAA